AUGGAAAGUGAGGACACAAAGAAAAUACAGGAAAUGAAGACUGACCUGAACUUAUUAUUGGAGUGUCUGAAGUAUCAAAUGGACAACCCUUUUUCACAAAAGGAAGCUUUGGUCACUAUUCAUUCAAUUUGUCAACAAAACAGUAAUGCAGGUUUAUAUUUUCGGGAAAUUGGUGGUUUGGUGUUUGUAAAAGAUCUUGCGAAGUCAAGUGAACAUAGCAUGGUAAAAGAAGCAGCCUUAUAUACAUUAGGAACUAUUGGAGAAAAAAAUGUUUACUGUCAGCAGACUUUGUGCACUUCAGAAUUGUUUGAAGACUUAAUUUGGUUCUUAUCCAAUAAUGAUUCAAACACAAAUUUGAAAAGAAUGUCUGUCUAUGUUAUUUUGGUUCUAGUUUCAAAUAAUAGGACUGGACAAACACUUGUGAGAGAAACAGGUUGUAUUAAAGUUCUGUCUCAGUUGUUCAAGACAGUUCUUUCAAAUUAUGAGUUGAAUUUGUCAGAUAAAAAUAUUUUCCAGAGUUAUCAGUUGUGGUCAUCAGUGUGCAGUACCCUGUGUGUCUGUGUCAACAAUCCUCAAAAUGAUGAAAAUCAAAUGCUUUGCUGUUCACUUUUUCCACAUGCUAAUGACUGGCUAAUAAAUUGCAUGAUACCUGAGAUAAUUCGCCCUAUUUGUUCAUUUAUUGGACUCACUCUUGCAAAUAACACAUUUGUUCAGAAAUACUUUAUAUCUGUGGGUGGACUGGAUGUAUUGUCUCAAGUUCUUGUGCAACUGGAAUCUGAUUCACACAAGACUCUUCCCAGUGCUAAACUUGCAGUGGUGGUGACUAAGACAGUGGAUGCAUGUAUUGCUGAUAAUUCUACUUUUGGGGAAGUACUAUCCAAGUAUCACAUUGUUUCAAAACUUCUGGCAUUACUGCUUCAUGAAAGUCUGGAUUCCGGAGAAAAAUUCAGCAUCAUUCUUACUCUUGGUCAUUGCACAGAGGCUUGUGAAGAAAAUCAAUAUGAGCUUUUUAAAAACAAUGGACUUCCACUCAUGAUACAAGCCUUAACUGAAUCUCAGAAUGAUGAACUAAACAAAGCUGCCACUUUUGUCCUUUUCAACUGCAAAAAAAUUACUGAGAAAUUAUCUCUAAGAGAAAAACCUUUUGAUGAAAAUGAAGCAGAACAAUUAAAAGACAUAAAUAUGAAAGAGAAGAAUAUUGAAGACUACUGGAAGAAAGCAAAGGAAAUUCUUCACAGAAUAGAACAGCUUGAAAGGGAAGAAAAUGAGGAAAAAAUACAAAGAGAAAAAUAUAAAGAUAAUGUUUCAUUUAUGAACAUAAGUACUCAAAAUACAUUGAAACACCUCCAUACAGAUGGUAUUGGUGGAGAUCCCAAAGCAGAAGGUAAAGAUAAAAGCCAGUCUAGAAUGCUUCAGAGUUAUAAAUCCCAUGGAUUCAUGUCUACAGCAUGUGCAAGUGGUGACCAAAUGAAGACCCUGGUAAAAAGUGCAAAUCCAGUUAAUGCUUGUUACAGGGAGAGUGGACAAAAUAAGACUUUAUGUAAAGCCAAUUCAAGCUGCAAUCAAGACUUACAUAAGGAGAAUUUUGAAAAAAAAGAUUUUGUUUCUCCAUCAAGCAACAACCAUGUUUUUAAACAUCCAAAUCCUAUUGUCAAAAAUAGAAAGCAGCAGUUACCAGUAACAGAUCCAUUUAUGUUAUGUUCAGAUAUAAUAAAUAAAGAAGUAAUCAAUUCUCUGUCAGCUGACAAUUGUUCCAAAAUAUCCAAGUAUAGGUGCUCAGGUUGCAUAGCAGUAGGAAAAUCCCUGAAUAGCCGAAAUUUUAGCAAGCUCUUGCACUCUUGCCCAUACCAAUGUGAUCGUCACAAAGUCAUUGUGGAAGCUGAAGACAGAUAUAAAAGUGAACUAAGGAAAUCACUUAUCUGUAACAAAAAAAUUCUGCUGACCCCACGUAGAAGAAAGCAACUCAGUAAUGAACCUACUACCUCUGGAGGAAUAAAAAAAAGAAAAAUUCGUAAAAACUUUACUGAAGAAGAAAUAAGGUAUCUUUUCAGUGGAGUUAAGAAAAUGGGAAAUCAUUGGAAUUUAAUUUUGUGGUCUUUCCCCUUUCAACAAGGACGGAAGUCUGUUGAUCUUGCUCAGAAAUACCACAAGCUGACCAAACACCUCAAGUGUGUGUCUCCUUAA
Messenger RNA from Pteronotus mesoamericanus, 2184 nucleotides. It is a transcript of the gene TERB1, whose product is annotated as telomere repeat binding bouquet formation protein 1. The record is from RefSeq and is a predicted model, not a curated record. The coding region runs from base 1 to 2184 and encodes 727 amino acids. NCBI's taxonomy places the organism in Eukaryota, Metazoa, Chordata, Mammalia, Chiroptera, Mormoopidae. The transcript has 17 exons. Gene Ontology annotation, biological process: meiotic attachment of telomere to nuclear envelope; homologous chromosome pairing at meiosis.